AUGGCCAGCUUACCCGGUGGCAGGAUGGCCAGCUUACAUGGUGGCAGGAUGGCCAGCUUAUCCGGUGGAAGGAUGGCCAGCUUAUCCGGUGGAAGGAUGGCCAGCUUAUACACGGUGGCAGGAUGGGCAGCUUACCCGGUGGCAGGAUGGCCAGCUUACACGGUGGCAGGAUGGCCAGCUUACCCGGUGGCAGGAUGGCCAGCUUACACGGUGGCAGGAUGGCCAGCUUACCCGGUGGAAGGAUGGCCAGCUUAUACACAGUGGCAGGAUGGCCAGCUUACCCGGUGGCAGGAUGGCCAGCUUACACGGUGGCAGGAUGGCCAGCUUACACAGUGGCAGGAUGGCCAGCUUACACGGUGGCAGGAUGGCCAGCUUACACAGUGGCAGAAUGGCCAGCUUACACGGUGGCAGGAUGGGAAGCCAGGAUUGAAGGAUGUGAGACAUAAGUCCUGGUAUGAAAGGUUUACAGUGGAGGAUGAAGCUUGA
This is a messenger RNA of Homarus americanus (American lobster), 486 nucleotides long. RefSeq lists its product as uncharacterized. Bases 1 to 486 code for a protein of 161 amino acids. Lineage: Eukaryota; Metazoa; Arthropoda; Malacostraca; Decapoda; Nephropidae. The transcript has a single exon. The record is from RefSeq and is a predicted model, not a curated record.